Molecule: messenger RNA, 1866 nt
Organism: Babjeviella inositovora NRRL Y-12698
Lineage: Eukaryota; Fungi; Ascomycota; Pichiomycetes; Serinales
Product: acyclic terpene utilization AtuA family protein
Exons: 1
Coding region: 1-1866 (621 amino acids)
Source: RefSeq, a predicted model, not a curated record
AUGACUAGACGCCCCAUUAUUAUAGCCAAUUGCGCCGGCGCUUUGACCGACGAAGGCUUCCACAUGUACAGACAGGCCACUGAGGGCCCGGUCGAUGCGAUUACUGGUGAUUGGCUUGCAGAGUUGAAUAUCGCCACGAACGCCAAGGCAUACAAGGCCGGAGCGCACCAGGGCUGGGAAAAGAACUGCGAAGAAGCAUUACUCAUGUGCUUGGAAGUUAUCCAGGAAAAGAGGAUCAAGGUGGUUUUUGACGGUGGUGCGCAAAAUCCCAAGGGUCUAGCCGAGCUUGUCAACGCUGAAGCUGUGAAGAAGGGGCUAGACUUAAAGAUCAGCUAUGUUUACGGGGAUGACCUCUAUGCCAACGCCGAGACGUACCUUCAGCCAGAGUACGAGUUGAAGCACUUGGACUCGAAUAACGACAAGAUCAAGAUCUCCGCCGAAACCAGCGCGUUCUUUGCCAACCCCAACCGCGAGAUCGUCAGCUGCAAUGCCUAUCUUGGCGGCAGAUCCAUCGUUGCAGGGUUGAAUGCUGGGGCGGACGUCAUCAUUUGUGGUAGAGUUGCUGAUGCCUCUCCAAUCAUCGCUCUCGCGGCCUGGUGGCACGGAUGGAAAGACACCGACUACGAUAGACUAGCGGGCGCUCUUCUCGCCGGUCACCUCAUUGAGUGUUCCGGCUACACCACUGGAGCAAACUUUUGCGAUUUCGAUCGCUAUCCAAUGGACAAGUUGAUUGACAUCGGCUAUCCUAUUGCUGAAAUCGCCAGCGACGGCACGUUUAUUAUUACAAAGCAUGAAUCGCUCAACGGGUUUGUCAACGUGGAUACCUGCCGCUCACAGUUGUUGUACGAGCUCCAAGGUGAAAUGUAUCUUAACAGUGAUGUUACGGCUGACGUUUCCAAGGUGAUCAUGAAACAGAAGGCGAAAAACCGUGUUGAGGUGUCCGGAAUCAGGGGGUUCCCGCCUCCACCCACCACCAAACUUGCCUUGUUCUACGUCGGUGGCUACCAGGCGGAGUUUAUGGUCUGCGGAACUGGCACCAACAUGGAUGCCAAGUUUGAGUUGCAGGAACGCCAGGUCCGCCGAGCUAUGGAAGACUUCGGGAUCCAGGACAAGUUUGAUGUUGUGGAGUUCCAGCGGUUGGCCCAUGCGGAUGAAAACCCUGACCUGCAGAAUCAUGGCACGUCGUUCUUGCGGAUAUUUGUCCAGGCCCGCGAGUAUGCUAGUGUAAUUGCGUUUGGAAGGGCCUGUAGACGCUACGGAAUGCAGCACUUCCACGGUGCCAGCUUCAGUUUCAUCAACCCGUUUGAACCCCGCGAGUUUGUAGUUUAUUACCCUGGCUUGAUUGAGCAGCUGAGAUUGGAUGAGGGGUGUAUUAUCUUGGGCAGCGACAAUUCCGCUGCCGUAGACGUGAAGGGUGGUCAUGUUCCAAGAGCAGAGGCUUUGGGGGUCAGAAAGUCAUACGAAACCGCUAAACCAGUUGAUUUAUCCAUGUUUGGGGCUACGGUUAGGGCCACAUUAGACACUUUUGUGUUGGGGCGAUCCGGAGACAAGGGUGCCAACGUGAAUCUAGGACUUUAUGUGCACCAGGAUGACGAAUACGAAUGGUUGAAGUCGUUUGCGACGGGCAAAAACUUGCAGUAUUUGAUCGGGGAGGACUGGAAGGAUACCUACUUUAUCGAGCGGGUGGAGAUGCCUAAUAUACUUGCUGUCCAUUUUGUAGUAUAUGGCAUUUUGGGUAGGGGCGUGAGUUCAUCCACGCGUUUGGACUCGUUGGGUAAAGCCUUUGCCGACUACAUUCGCAGUAAGGUGGUGGCAGUACCAGAGGUGUUUGUCAAGAGAUACGAAGGUGUUAAGUACGAUAAUUAA